AUGGCUUCCAACGCUGCCCAGUUCCGCCCCGUCGUGAUCAGUGGCCCUUCGGGCUGUGGAAAGUCCACACUUCUCAAGCGCCUGUUUGCGGAAUACCCUGGUACGACAACAAUUCAGUUCCUGUCCCUACUCGUCCUCGAUCACACUUCUAAUAUAGCAUUGAAUUAUAAAGAUCGUUUCGGAUUCAGCGUGUCCAACACUACUCGGGCCCCCCGCCCCGGCGAGCAAGAUGGCAGAGAAUACAACUUUGUGACUAAGGAGGCUUUCCUGGAGCUGGUCGCUCAGAACGGCUUCAUCGAGCAUGCUCAAUUCGGUAGCAACUUCUACGGCACAUCUAAGCAAGCAGUCAAGGCCGUCGCCGAGAAGGAGCGCAUCUGUGUUCUGGAUAUUGAGAUGGAGGGAGUCAAGCAAGUGAAGAACAGCGAUCUCAACGCUCGUUUCCUUUUCCUUGCUCCUCCUUCCAUGGAGGAAUUGGAGCGUCGUCUGCGUUCUCGUGGAACCGAGACUGAAGACAGUCUGCGCCAGCGUCUGGACCAGGCGGUUAACGAGCUGGCGUUCUCCAAGCAGCCCGGUGCGCACGACAAGAUCGUUGUGAACGACGAUCUGGAGAAGGCCUAUACCGAGCUGCGGGACUGGGUUGUGGACGGUGGCCGUUUCGGUGCGCCGCAAUAA
This is a messenger RNA of Penicillium cataractarum, 672 nucleotides long. Its product is annotated as guanylate kinase. The transcript has 5 exons. Gene Ontology annotation, biological process: purine nucleotide metabolic process. Gene Ontology annotation, molecular function: GMP kinase activity. Gene Ontology annotation, cellular component: cytosol. The record is from RefSeq and is a predicted model, not a curated record. Lineage: Eukaryota; Fungi; Ascomycota; Eurotiomycetes; Eurotiales; Aspergillaceae. Bases 1 to 672 code for a protein of 223 amino acids.